Pocillopora verrucosa is the source of this 822-nucleotide messenger RNA. The record is from RefSeq and is a predicted model, not a curated record. NCBI's taxonomy places the organism in Eukaryota, Metazoa, Cnidaria, Anthozoa, Scleractinia, Pocilloporidae.
AUGGCCAAGAAACCAAGAUACAUCUACGCAGAGUUUGCCACUUUUCUCUUGGUGCUGAUGUGCUUGGGUUCUCUAAAUCUCUGCGAAGGUUCGUGUUCUGACACGCCCGUGGGUGUUCGUGAUGAAUUAAAAGUGAUACCUGAUGAUUACAUGACUGCAAGCUCGGUGCUCCCUGGUUUUCCAGCCAAAGAUGGUCGCCUGGCUGGAACCGGAGCCUGGUGUCCACUAACAAAUGGUAGUGACACUGAUCCAUAUCUUGAAAUAAGCCUGGGUAAAAGCUACGUAAUAUGCGGCAUCGAAGUGCAAGGAAAGCCUAAUGCUUCAGAGUCUACAAACUUUACGCUCCAGUCUUCAACAAACGGAUCAAACUUUAUUGAAGUUGACUCAGGGCAGACCUUUAAUGCCUCUUCAGCUGGUGGUGAUGUCGCUACAUUCCAUGCCCUGGCAACAAACGUAAUUGCGACACAUCUGCGGUUUAAGCCAGUUUCCAACGUUACAUGCCUGAGAGUGGAGAUUUACGCUGUUCCAGAGAAUGUUACCGUCAAUUGCCAGGCGUCCAACAUCUUGGUGGCGAUUCAAAAAUCCUUAUUUACUGAUACUGAUCCUGAAUUCGCCGCGACUAACCUAACUCUCAAUGACAGAGACUGUAAUGCUACCAAUGGUUCAAAUACUUUCGACUUUGACAUUACCCAUGGGACAAAUUAUCCAUGGAUAAAUUUGCUCAUUAUUUAUGGUCAGUUCUUAAGCAGACGAAAAAGACUUGAUCUUAUCGAGUUUUUAAAAUACUGCGUUUUAAUAGUAAAAUUGAUAAAAAUUAUUUGA